GGGGCUGACCAGAGCAUGGCACAACCGAGCGAGCUUCCUCCUGCCCUCUCAGGCUCCUCCUUUCCUUUUUUUGGGGAAAGAGUGAGGUGUCAUUUGCUCUGCUGCCCGAGUGUCUGUGCUGCCCGCUGCCAGCUCGCUGUGCACGGUCACCUCCCUGCCCCAGAGCCCCCAUGGGGGCAUCCCCCACUGGCACCGAGCAUCCGUCACCAGCCCCUGCACGUGGCAGCAGCUGCCAGUGAGGAUGAAUUGGGCUCUGGUAGGAUCUUCUCCAUCGUGGUGUUUGGCUCCAUCGUGAACGAGUGCUAUGUGAACAAGGACAGCCAGUCCCCCGAGCUGCUCUGCAUCUUCAACGAGAACGAGAGUGCCUGCAGCUACGGCAUCGCCAUCGGCAUCAUCUCCUUCUUUGGCUGCAUCUUCUUCUUCGUCGUGGACCUCCAGUUCCAGCAGAUCAGCAGCGUGAAGGACCGCAAGCGGGCUGUGCUGCUGGACCUCGGCUUUUCAGGUUUCUUGUCCUUCCUGUGGUUUGUAGCCUUCUGCUUCCUAGCAAACCAAUGGCAACGGACGAAAAUGGGCAAAGGGGCUUUGCAAGGAGCAGACGCUGCCCGGGCAGCAAUCGCCUUUUCCUUCUUCUCCAUCGCUGGCUGGGUCGCGCUGGCGGUGAAGGCGCUGCAGAGAUACCGCCUGGGGACUGACAUGUCGCUCUUUGCCACCGACCAGUUCACGGCUGACCCCAACGCCUCGUACCCCGGGUACCCCACCGGCAGCGGCAUCGAGAGCACAGAGACCUACCAGAGCCCCCCCUUCACCGAGACCUCAGACGCCAACCCGAAAGGUUACCAAGUGCCAGCAUACUGAGGGGCGAGGGUGCCACGCGGCCGUGUACAGAUUGAGCACGUCCUACGGUGCAAGUACAGUUAACCGGUUGAUUGCAAAUGUAUUCAGUACCAUUUCCUUAAUGUGGCAAGUCAGUGCUGGGUUCCUUACUAUUAGCUAGUUGUGCAGUGAAUUCUGUACAGUGGUAUUGGUUCUUGUCUUACCUGUCCAAGGGUUUUAUAAAAGCAGUGUUCCCUCUAAGUCAGAAGGCAGGAAGGUCGCUACCACAGGUGGCAAAAGACAAAUAAGUACCUGCUCUGAGGCUCGUUUUAACAGCAGGCAAUGGGCGCCGGGUUCCAGUGAGUGCCUAGGAAAGCCAACAAUACCUUCUCCUGUUAGAAAACACAGUAGCUGAUGAGUUGAUAUUUAUCUCGUUCUUCCAGAGCUAACACAGAACUGGUCUCGUUGCAGCGAGCGCUGGGGCGGCCGGCCCCGGGCUGGGAGCUGCUGCGGGGCUUUCGUGUACAGCGCAAAAACAGAGCCCAAGGAAAGUGCCAAAUUCACAAAGACAUAAAGCGGUGUCUGUGUUAACUUUUGUUUGUAUAUAGUUACUGUACAAAAACUAACCACGACAACCAAACAGGUGUUUCAAACGUAGUUUAGGAUGCAAGCAGCACGGGGGCGGAGGCACAGAGGUUUGGGGUUUGUGUUGGUUCUCCAAACGGCUUCUGUGCUUCAACACGGGUCUGGCUGAGGGCACGAAAAGUUGCUGUUUGCAACUCGCUUUGGAAAACAGUUCAGCAAUAGUUGUCUGCUAAUUAGAAAUAGGCUUGUACCAGUGGAAAAUCUGGCGUGUUACAGUUCCACUUCUUCAUCGGGGGUUGUUAAAGUUUGCAAAUUUACCAGUAGUUACCGAUUGGCGAUACUGAACACUUACUCACUCUCAAACUCCGAGUUGCCAUCACAAAAGGUGUGGGUGUCUCAGUGACUCAAAGUCUAAGUCAAUUAGGAAGCAGCAUACAACGUGUAUUUUUGUACAGGGAGCAACCACCAUCUGUCGUAAUCUGCAGCAAAAACCUCAGGUGUGAACGUGUGCUUGGCACUGCGGGCUCCGGCAAUGCGGAAUUCAAAGGGAGCACUGAAAAGGCUCCCUAGGCUCUGAAGUCCAUCCCGGGGACGCAUGCAGCCCAUGUUUGCACAUAGCAGCAGAAUGCAGCUCACGAAAACAUGCCCAGGACAGAGGCUGAGUUUUGGUUUCCAGCUGCUGAAUUACAGCCUUGGCUAAACCAAGGAAAUACGAAAAUCCAGUAGAGCCUCGUCAGCAACCUGAUGGCUUUCAGGCACCGGGGUGCAGGGGGCAGGGAGCUGAGCUGCUUGCUGCUAGGAUUGAAGCAGAGUUGGAAGUGCACCGCCUCGGUGGAAGCUCUGCCCUCAGCAGCCCCGGCUCUCCUGGCUCGCAGUGCCUGGCUGCUGGGGAGGGAGGUUUUGCCUUGCUGCUUUAUGCUGGCAGACGUCGUGUGUUGCCUUCUGACCUCCUGACAAGCAAUAGUUAAGGGACUGCCACAGCUGUUCUUGUAGCAAAAAAAAAUAAUAAUAAUCCAGCAGUUUUUUGUCAUCAUCAUUAACACAGCUCAUUUCUGCUGCAAAAUUGCAAAUAAAUGCAUUAAUUAAUAAGCAGCAAACCUCAUCACAGGCAGUCAUUACCAGUGACAAAAACGCAUAACUUGAACCCCCUGCUAGUUAGGUCAGCUCCACAUGUGCAUUCGCAGCGAAUGCUGCCAGGACUGGAUCCGGACCUUCACGCUCGCCGGGUUUUCUCUCCCAGCACCUCCCAGCUCAGACACUUCUCCUGCAGGGCCGUAGUGACUCGGGGACCUGGCAGCCCACAGCGGUUUCCACCGUGGCUUCUCUCUCCGAUGCCAGCACCAGAGGCUGCGCAUCUCCCUGCCCGCACCUCUGCACCCACUUUUUAACUCUAAGGUGUUAUAAAAGAGCCUCGCCUGCUGCCUGCAGAGCUGCCCUCAGCAGCGAGGAUGCCAGGGAGAGAGCAGGAGGAUGGCACAGUGCCUGACCCGAGUGUCUCCUGCCCGGCUGAUGCAAGAAGGGUGACCCAGGGGCAUCUGCACUUGGCCUGUGCCAGUCAGGCGGUGAGAAAGCCGUGCACGAAGUAGACCAGGGACAUCCAAACACCAGUACAGUAUAAGCCUAAAUUCAUUAUGUGACCCCCCCCUGCGAUUUUUCUAGAGCCAGUCUUGCUGACAAAAAAAAGGCAAAAGAUUUUAAUACAGGGUACAGUAGAACUGUAGCAAUAUUUUCCUUAGAGGGAACACUGAAAUUUUAGCAGCACAAACAGUACUUGUGUUAAUAUUUUAGCAAAAUUAUAAUCAAUUUAAAUGUUUAAAUUGAUUGUAUGUGAGAUAAUGUUUGUUCGGUACAUUGUAUUUUUUCUAACUAUAUAACUGUUCCAGAGUUUCCUUGUAACCGUAAAGAACUAAAGUUCUGUCUGACUGCGAGAAGUGUCCUGAUCAGUGGUGUAAACGUGCUGAAUAUUACAACAUCUGAAUGUACGCAC
Messenger RNA from Anas platyrhynchos (mallard), 3385 nucleotides. RefSeq names its product synaptogyrin 3 (gene SYNGR3). Lineage: Eukaryota; Metazoa; Chordata; Aves; Anseriformes; Anatidae. Gene Ontology annotation, cellular component: synaptic vesicle membrane; neuromuscular junction. The record is from RefSeq and is a predicted model, not a curated record.